Molecule: messenger RNA, 2041 nt
Organism: Bursaphelenchus okinawaensis
Lineage: Eukaryota; Metazoa; Nematoda; Chromadorea; Rhabditida; Aphelenchoididae
Source: the annotation of a GenBank genome assembly
AUGAAAGAUCUAGAAGUUGCCGAUAUUGAACCACUCCUACCUAUUACUGAUUAUGAAUGUGUCAAAAAAGUAAGGUUUUAGUCAUCAUUUUCGGUUUUUCUUUAUAUUUUUAUGGAAUUGUUGGGCGGGGUGAUUUUGGUAGGGGGGGGGGAAGUAAAAACAUUUUUUUGAAUAAAUAUAAUUUUCAUUUAUUGAAAAUUGUUCAACAUUGAAAACCUCCCCCCCCUUUUUUUUUACCUCGCCCAACGCUAAUGGUACCUUACAUUAUCUAACCUUGAAACCUUAACCUUUUCAGAUCCCAAUCCGUCUAAGCCAGCCAAAGAAGUCGAAAUACCGGUUCUCAAUAUUGAUAUGGCUUAGUUUUCACACUGCCGUCCAUUCUCUACUGCUAACUUAUUCAAGAAGUCGGCCGAACGUCGAGAUCUACCUACCUUCGGUGGCCGUCUUCUUCACUGAAAUCAUCAAAGCCAUCGUGUGUUUGAUGAUUGUGGCUGGCACGGAAGAGAGGUGAGGGUUUUGUUUUUGCUUGAAAAGGGGAUUUUAGGUAACAAAUUGAAAAAUGACGUGUUUUAUAACACAUCUAAAAAGUCUUUCAGUCUAUUAUCAUCCCUAUCUUCUCACGUACUAAAUGCUCCAAAACAAGUGCUACGAAUGGCAGUACCAGCAGUACUAUACAACAUACAAUCGAAUUUACUAUACCUAGCGGCAGGUUAUAUUGAUCCAGCUACCUUUAUGGUAAGAUUUUCGAAAUUUUAUAAACUCUGUGAUAUUAAUUGGCAUAUAUUGAUUAAAAGUAAUUAUAUUUUCGUAUUUUACAUCGAAAAAUUAGUAAAAAAGAGCAAAAAUUUGAAAUUUAGGUUAUAAUUUGAUUUGUAGCCUUUUUAAAGUUAAAAACAAAAUUCCAUGAACUUUUUGACCAGUCUAUAUAAUUUUUAUUUCAAUUUUUACAGAUUCUUCAACAACUCAAAAUAUUUUCAUCAGCUGUGUCGUCAGUGGUAUUACUCAACCGAAAGCUGUCCAUAGGCCAAUGGCUGUCGUUACUGUUACUCUUCAGUGGUGUAUGUGUAGUACAAAUCAGCAGGGCCAAGAAUUUGAGUAGCUCACAUGAUGAAAGUUUUAUUGGUAUGUUAUUUUAGUUUAUUUUUGGGAAAAUGAGAGAUUUUAUAAUGUAACAUUAUUAUUGAUUUUGACAUUUCGUCACAGUGGUUUUUAGAUUUUUACUGCCAUUCUUAUUGAAGUUUGGUACUUUUGCAGAUAUUUUUGUCGAUUUGUUUUGAUUUUUAAAAGCUUUUCAUUUAAAAUUAGGUUUUUGCGCUUUGGAUAACGUUAUGCUUUUUCCAAUAAUUUUUGUGACAUUUCGUCUAAUUUUUUUAAAUAAGCAAAAAAGUUGUUUUUAUGGUUUUAAAAGCCUUUUUUAUUUAAAACUUGCUGGUUUUGUGUCUUUGAUAACUUUGUGACUUUUCCAAUAAUUUUUGUGACAUUUUGUCUAAAUAUUUUAUUUUAAUGAUUUUAAGAUUUUAUACAAAAUUUUAAAGUUUUAAUUUAAAAAAAUGUUUUAGGUGUCCUGUGUGUCACAAUAGCAGCCAUGACCUCAGGCUUUGCCGGUGUCUACAUGGAACUACAAUUGAAAUCGGUUGAGCCAGUAUCAAUAUGGCUACGUAACAUACAAAUGAGUACAGUAUCAAUACCAGCAGCCUUUACCACAAUCCUAAUACAAGAUGGCAAGACGAUACUUAGUGGCAGUGUCAGUAUGACAAAAGGCUUUGAUUGGGCAGCAUGGAGUACUGUAUUUUCGUCAGUACUAAGUGGUAUCUCCGUAGCACUGUGUUUAAAAUACGCUGAUAACAUUGCGAAGGACUUUGCCGCUGCAUCAGCCAUUAUUCUGACUACGGUAGGAGCGGCGGUGGUGUUCCAGGUGUACCCGAACUGGAUCUUCUGCUUUGGUGCUGUCAUGGUGAUGUGUGCUACGUACUUGUUCUCAAAGCUGAAGAGUACUCACGUUGAGAAGCCGAAGCAUGUUGAUAUGGAUGAAAAACAAUAG